Ctenocephalides felis (cat flea) is the source of this 975-nucleotide messenger RNA. RefSeq names its product NF-kappa-B essential modulator-like. Gene Ontology annotation, molecular function: K63-linked polyubiquitin modification-dependent protein binding. Gene Ontology annotation, biological process: regulation of canonical NF-kappaB signal transduction. The transcript is spliced from 6 exons. The record is from RefSeq and is a predicted model, not a curated record. Bases 172 to 666 code for a protein of 164 amino acids. Gene Ontology annotation, cellular component: nucleus; cytoplasm. Lineage: Eukaryota; Metazoa; Arthropoda; Insecta; Siphonaptera; Pulicidae.
UGUUCAGCCUGAAAAUAUUACAUCUGUACAACAAGUUGAGACGAAACUGAAGGAAUUACAACAGUUUCCAAUGAAUUAUGUGAAAGUCUUUCAAAAGAAUGGAUUCUCCUCAAAACUGCUCAAUCAAAUUUCCAAACAAUAUAUAAUGAAUAUAAUAAUUUAUUAAAAGAAAUGGAGUCUAUUAAUACUGCAAAUAAACUUAAUGAAGAUGUUCAUCAAAAAGAAAUUGAGAAAAUGAAUGCUGACAUGUUGAAAAAAGACGAACUUCUUCAAUUGAAAAGUGAUGAAAUACUUAAAAAGCAAGAAGAAAUAGAUAACUUAAAGAAGGAUCAACCUGAAAUUGAUGUUUUAAAACAACAGUUGGAUAUUUACAAAGAAGACUUUGAAACUGAAAGAAAAGCUAGAGCAACAUUGGCUGGAGAAAAAGACAAUGCUGUUUCUGACUUACGUAAGCUUCAGCAACGUAAUGAAGAACUUCUACAGCGCUUGAAAAAUAUAGCAGAGCAAAAUAAAUCAACUGCUGCACCUACUGCACCUCCAAAUGACAAUUCUUCUUCCUCCACACAGUUUCAGAUGGUUUAUCCAUGCCCUAUAUGCCAGUUUGCGUUUUACACAAUUCAGGCACUUGAGAAUCAUGUUGAACGUUGUCUCAAUGCUCAAGUGUGAAUGUAAUCUUAAAUCAGCUAACAUCAAAAUUAUCAUUUAGUAUUAGAGGUAAUUAAGAAAUAUUAUAUAUUUUUAUCUUUGUUUUUAUAUGAAUUUGUCAAAUGCUGCACUGUUUUAUCUAAUUCUUUAUAUUCUUGACUUUUAUUCUUUCGUAUAAAUUAUUUGAUGGCUGGAAAUAAUUAUGAGAGUAAUAUUGCUUUUUUUUGAAAGUUGGAAAAGACUUUUUUGAUAAUUUGGUAUGACAGACUUAAUGAGAGUGUUUGUGUACUUUUAAAAUCAAUAAUACAUAUAUUUAAUUAAUCUACAAUA